Messenger RNA from Triticum aestivum (bread wheat), 972 nucleotides. Its product is annotated as lysine-rich arabinogalactan protein 19. The transcript has 5 exons. Gene Ontology annotation, molecular function: nitrile hydratase activity; nitrilase activity. The record is from RefSeq and is a predicted model, not a curated record. NCBI's taxonomy places the organism in Eukaryota, Viridiplantae, Streptophyta, Magnoliopsida, Poales, Poaceae. The annotation marks the transcript as partial. Gene Ontology annotation, biological process: detoxification of nitrogen compound.
UUAUACAUUCCCCACCGCAUCGCCGCCGCCGCGCCUCAGCCUGCGGCACCUCCUCCGCCAUGGAUCCCGCUGCUCGCUAGCCACUCUCCUCUCACCGGUUGUCCUGCGUCGGCCGCGUUCAUCCUGCGCCGCCCCGCGUCGCCCCCGGUCGUCCAGCCACCUGACGCCGACGCGCCACUCCGGCAGCUGGCCCUCUACUCCAGGCGCCGCCACCGCCCGGCCACCCAACGCCGACGCCCCACUCCAGCAGCUCCCCGACCAGCUCCGCGAGAUAGUGAGCCACUUUUGCACAAGCCGCAAUGGGCUGGUGCUCCCCGUCCACUCCCCGGCAGCUGCUAUCCACCGUCGCACUCUUCGCCUUCGGCGCAGGGCUCCUCACCUACGGCGCACACCUCUCCUACGUCCACAUCGAGCCCCAGCGCGAGCGCACGCUCGCCCGCGAUCAGUUUGUCCGCGACUACUUACGCAGGAAGCACGACAAGUAGCCUGCAUCCUCUCCUAUUCCGGGUCCAUUGCUCGGCAACGAUGUCUUUGUGCCCCAUGAGCCCCAGCGUCAGGCCUGUGAUUGCGGAGAUGGAGAUGAACGCCGGCACCGACCAGGAUGCCACUACCGUGCGGGCCACUGUUGUGCAGGCCUGUGGGAUGUUCCAUGACACCCCUGCAACGUUCGAGCACACCGCGGUUUGCCCUGGAGGGAGUUCCAUCAUCUCGCCAUCUGGGGCAGUGUUGGCAGGCCCCAACUAUGAGGGCAAGGCCCUCCUCGCAGCUGACCUGGACAUUGGUGAAAUUGUUCGGGCGAAGUUUGAUAAGAUCCGAGGCGCACGACUGACGAUGUUUUGAGGACCUGAUUGAUGACCAGCAAUCUUUCCGUAGCUGUGUGUAACAAAAUCCAUGUUGGCAAUACAGCAAUAGUUGUGCCUUUGUAUUUCUUGUAAGGGCAUCUACAAUACAUACAUACUAUAUACAUCUACC